Messenger RNA from Ostrea edulis (European flat oyster), 922 nucleotides. RefSeq lists its product as uncharacterized. The record is from RefSeq and is a predicted model, not a curated record. The transcript is spliced from 2 exons. NCBI's taxonomy places the organism in Eukaryota, Metazoa, Mollusca, Bivalvia, Ostreida, Ostreidae. Gene Ontology annotation, molecular function: protein binding. Bases 104 to 886 code for a protein of 260 amino acids.
UUACAAAUGUUCAUUUUCUCACCAGGUCCACUCCCCUUGUACAACAAAUGCUUGAUGACAUAUGUACAAACUCUACACAAAAACUCUAAUCUAAAACCACAGAAUGUGUUGUCUGAUUUUUAUUCUCUUGUGCUGUGGUGUGGAUUUUUCCUUUUCCCAAGUGGAUAUCAAGGCAGCUGUCAAGGAGGAAAUAAAGAAACAGAUUUCUCCACUCUGGGCCAAAUACGCUGAGGUGGAAGCUGUCAAUUUAAAAAACCAGAAAACCAUUUCUGACCUGCAGAAACAGAUCCUCGAACUGAAAAAAGACAAUGUUUUAAAAUCUUCUGAAAUUUUCAUAGCAAAUCAACGCCUCCAGCAGCUUGCAUCCAUUCCAAGAGGAGAAUCUCUUUUGUCUGAAGACAUCUGCCAUUAUGUGUCUAGGCAAUGUCCUACCAAUUCUCGACAAGGCAGACAAAUCGGACAAAAUGUUGCUUUCAGUGCCUACAUGGAACACAAGGGUGGAAACAAUCACAUCGGAAACAAACUCCUAUACAAUCAAGUCCUUGGUAACUACGGCAAUGGGUACAACACUAGCAAUGGGAUUUUUACUGCACCGAGUACCGGUCUCUAUGCCUUCCUCUGGGUCACACAGGUUCAUCAUGACAGCUGGUGCAGCACCAGGAUGUUACGAAAUGGAUACAUUAUGAGUGUGACCUCCUCUAAUGCGAAGGCCACUGGCUCUGGCGCCAACGAGAGUGGUUCAGGAACGGGUUUUCUCAUCACCUAUAUGAACCGAGGCGACACAGCCUUUAUAGAAAUGAACAGUCCAUCUGGCCAAACAUGCAGUGUUGUAAGCAACGAUAAGGGACUGAGUACUUUCUCUGGGUGGGAAAUUGCCAUAAUAUGAUACAGUCUGAAGCUCAAUAAACAACAUACACUAAAA